This is a messenger RNA of Scleropages formosus (Asian bonytongue), 6457 nucleotides long. It is a transcript of the gene lama4, whose product is annotated as laminin, alpha 4. The coding region runs from base 157 to 5811 and encodes 1884 amino acids. The record is from RefSeq and is a predicted model, not a curated record. Lineage: Eukaryota; Metazoa; Chordata; Actinopteri; Osteoglossiformes; Osteoglossidae. Gene Ontology annotation, molecular function: signaling receptor binding. The transcript is spliced from 40 exons. Gene Ontology annotation, biological process: cell adhesion; regulation of embryonic development; regulation of cell migration.
CUGGGGGGAGAGGAAGCUUGUACAGUUUGUUUUACUGGACCGCGCGCUGGCUCUGGCGUGAGCGCAGCUCGGCAUCUGGAGCCCAGGGCCAGAGAGAGAGCGGCUGCGGAGAGAGGGAGACGCGAGAGUCACGGAGAGACCGCGAGGGACGAGGAAAUGGCACCCAGCGCUGCGCUCUCCAUGACUUUCCUCGCCGCCGUCCUUGGGGGACUUGCCUGGCCCACCGCGGCCACUGGUUUCUGGGAAUAUCAGCAGCCGAGUGUGCUGAACCUGUGCGGAAAGGGAUAUUUCCUCAGCGAGCUCAAAACCUGCCUGCCAUGUAACUGCAAAGGUCAUUCGGAGAACUGUGAACAUAUCACAGGGAUUUGUAUAGACUGCCAGAACCACACGACUGGGGAUUUCUGUGAGAGGUGUAUUGACGGGUAUCUCCCUGAAACCACCCCUGAGGGCCAUCAUGUCUGCCGGCCGUGUGCCUGCCCUGUUGCAAAACCCUCCAACAACUUUGCCCUGCACUGCGAUAAGAGGAGCGGAAUCCUGCGAUGCCUCUGCCAGGAGGGCUAUGCGGGACACUACUGUGAGAGGUGUGCACCGGGUUACUAUGGGAAUCCCUUUGCCUUGGGCAACUCCUGCAAGAAGUGUGACUGCAAUGGGAAUUCAGACCCCAACCUGAUCUUCAACGAGUGCCACAAUGUGACGGGUGUCUGCCUAAACUGCUGGGGCAACACAGCGGGUGCCAACUGUGAGCGCUGUGCACCGGGUUUCUACGGGGAUGCCAUCAGUGCCAAGAACUGCAGGGAGUGUCAGUGCAAUAAGUGUGGCACAGCAUCAUGUGAUGAUAGGACAGGUGUGUGUCACUGCAAGCCAGGGGUCACUGGCCAGCUGUGUGACCAGUGCGAGGAUGGCUACUCUGGAUUUGGCAGCUGCAUGGGCUGUAGGAAGUGCGAGUGUGCGGUAGCAGCACUCAGACCCACCUGCCACCCUCUCACCCUGAGCUGCCAGUGCCAUCUGGGGGCUGGAGGCCGGUACUGCGAGCGCUGCCAGCCUGGCUAUUGGGAUUACGGGCCCCAGGGUUGCAAGAGGUGUGACUGUGCUGGAGGACUAUGUGACUUGGAUACUGGAGAAUGCCUGCCGGAAACCUCCAUCUCCUCCCAGGUCAACGUCUGCAACAUCAGCUGUGAUGAGUGCAUAUUUUACUUGAUUGACGACAUCAAAAUGUCUAACAAGACUCUGGACGAGCUCAAGGCCAGUGUGCUGAACAUCUCCACAGGAGCUGCAGCCAAUGACCGUCUCAAGUAUUACAACUACACUGCUCUUCUGCUGCAGAAACAGUUUGUAGGAUGGAAGAACAAGUCCAGGCAAAUGAAAGCGGAAACAGCAGAGAUGGAGGAGGCAGCUAAAACUCUGCUGACAAACAUGAAUCUUUUAGGAGCUCAGGAAACCUUUGUGAUGGCAUUGGGGCAAAAAAUGGACAGAGACACCAUGAAGACCUUGACCUUGGCAGACAAGCUGGCCAUAACCCUGACCUCUCUGAACAUGCUGAUUGAAGAGAUGAUUAGUGACUGGGAUCGCUACAGCGUGCACCAGGAUGUGGACCCCGCAGUGAUUAAGCAGAAGACCACCGAGGCAGAGAAGAUGGUGAACCAGAUGAGGGCACUGGACCUGGACCCCUAUGAACCCAUCGCAAAAAAUGAGUCGACAGAUGCCGACGAGCUCCUUAGGCGAAUCCGUCAGCUGGAGAAGAAGCUAGUGAGCACGGAUACCCGUGUCUCCCCUGUGCGGGACCACCUCUCCCAGCUCAGCAAUAAGCUCUCUGAAGCCCAAGACUUCCUUCAGAGAGCUCAGAGCACCGUACAUCAAACUCAAGACAAGAACAAGGCCAACAUCCUCAAAUUCCAGAGGUUUGAGGAUGAACAACAAAAGCUAAUGGAGAACUUUGCAGAUGUGAACAGUACCUUACAGGGGGCAGAUGAAAUCAUCAUUGACACAGGAAAUGUGGCUGUAGACCUAGAAGAUAUGGUCAAGAAUGUGACAGAAUUCCAUGCAGCUAUUGAUGGAGCCAGUAAGCUUCUGAAAGAGAAGAUGGAAAACCUCUCCCUUGCUGAUAUAGACCUGGUCCAAACAGCCAUUGAUCAUGCUAAUGAGCUUCUAAAGUUGGCAAAUGAGCUGGAACGUGAUCUGAAACACAGUGACACCAACGGCUUUGUCGAAAAGGCCAUUAAUGCUUCCAAUGUGUAUGAAAAUAUCGCCAAGUUCAUUGAGGAGGCAAACAUAACUGGACUAACGACCCUUGAAUUGGCAAACAGAGCUGAGGAUGCCAUUUCUGGGAUCAGCACACAGCUCAGCCAUCUGAAGACAGAGAGUGACAGCGUCUUCAAAGAGUCUGUCUCUUUACAGUCUGAACAAACUGAGCUGGAGUCUGUAGUGACUGACAACACAAACUACGUUGAAGAAACGAAGGAAAUGAAGGACAACAUGAAUGAGAAGCUGUCAGCCAUAAUUAAUGAGAUCAAUGACAUAGACAAAGGCCAGACAACACAGCGGCUGCAAUUCACUAAGGAAGUGGCAGAGGCAACUCUAAACAAAUCCGUGGAGGUCUUGAGCCGAGUCAGUCCCAUCCAUGAGAAGGUGGAGGAGUGGUCUAACAAUAUGAGGAACAAUGAGUACUCCACUGCAGCCUAUGACCGCACCGUUGUUUCUGCUGGGGAAGCAGUGAACAGCCUGUCAGAGCUUGUCCCACAGCUGCUGGACAAACUGAAAGUGGUGGAAGGAAAACGACCAGCAAAUGUUUCCACCAACAUCAUGCGUAUUAGAGAACUCAUAGCCCAAGCAAGGAGCGUGGCCAAGAAGGUGCAAGUGUCCAUGAAGUUCAACGGUCAGUCAGCAGUCGAGGUUCAGACGCCUAUGAACAUGGAGGAGCUAAAAUCUUUCUCAUCCAUCAGCCUCUACAUGAAAGUGGACCUGGAGAAGGAACCCAUAAGGGACCGCCUUGUUUUCUACCUGGGCAACAAAAAUGGAAUGAAAGACUACAUGGGACUCACCAUCAAGAAUGACUAUUUGGUCUAUGUCUACAAUCUCGGGGGCGAAGAUGUGGAGAUUACCCUGAGCUCGAAGCCCGUCAGUACAUGGCCCCCAUUCUUCAACCUAGUCAAAGUGGAAAGGCUGGGACGCCAUGGAAAGGUGUUCCUCACUGUGCCCAGCCAAAGCACCACGGCAGAGCAGAAGUUCAUCCAGAAGGGUGAGGCCCCCGGAACAGACUCGCUGCUGGACCUGAACCCCAGCAACACAGUCUUCUUCGUGGGGGGUGCCCCUCCAGACUUCAGGCUGCCCUCUGCAUUGAGUUUGCCCCCCUUCGUGGGCUGCAUUGAGUUGGCCACCCUCAAUAAUGAUGUCAUCAGCCUGUACAACUUCAAACGAACUCACAAGAUCAACACAGCGGCCGUGCCGCCAUGUCCCAGGUACAAACUUGCCUUCUCACAGAACCGUGUUGCCAGUUAUCUGUUUGACGGCUCUGGCUAUGCACUGGUCAACAACAUUGAAAGAAGGGCCAAGUUUAGCAUCGUGACCAGGUUUGACAUUGAAGUGCGAACCGUGGUAAACGAUGGCAUCCUUUUCCUCAUGGUCAAUGAGGGUAAUUACUUUAUAUUAGAAUUGAAAAAUGGUUUCCUGCGUCUUGUGUACGACUUUGGAUUCAGUGGCGGUCCAGUCGUCAUGGACAGCAACUUAGAGAAACUGAAGAUCAAUGAUGCAAAAUAUCAUGAGGUGUCCAUCAUUUAUCACCAUUCCAAGAAGAUCAUCCUGCUAGUGGACCGGAGUCAUGUGAAGUCCAUGGACAAUGAGAAGAAAACAUUGCCCUUCUCAGAUAUUUACAUUGGAGGGGCUCCUCACAGUGUGCUGCUCUCCAGGCCUGAGCUCUCCUCGCUGGUUGGGCUCAGGGGCUGCGUUAAGGCUUUCCAGUUCCAGAAGAAGGAUUUCAAUCUUCUGGAAGAGCCAGGGACCAUUGGUGUCAGCAGUGGCUGCCCAGAAGACUUUUUUUACUCCUACAAAGCAUACUUCAGUGGAGAAAACUUCCUGGGGUCCUCUGCAAAGAUCUCCCCCUUCGAAAUGUUCGAAGGUGGGCUCAACUUCCGCACACUGCAGCCCACCGGCCUGCUUUUCUUCCACAACAGCGGGGCUGACGUGUUCUCCAUCUCACUCGACAAUGGAGCUGUUGUGCUGAAUUCCAAAGGGACCAAAGUGAAAUCACAUAAGAAGCAUUACAAUGAUGGAAGGCCUCAUUUCCUCGUAGCCUCGGUCACUAAUCAGAAGUAUCAGCUAGUUGUGGAUGACAAAGACAAGCAGGACCGGAACCGGCCCUCCCCACCUGCAGUGUCGCCAGCUUCUGUCAGGAGCUUCUAUUUUGGGGGGUCACCAAGCAGCACCAUCCGCAAUUUCACCGGCUGCAUCAGCUAUGCCUACAUCAGCAGGCAAGACAGGGACAUCGAGCCAGAGGACUUCCAGAGGUACCCCGAGAAAGUCCAGGCUUCCUUCCAAGACUGCCCUGUGCAAACAGCCCCAGUGGCCCUGCAGCACACACUGAGCAGGAGCUCCACCUCCAGGGGCCUGCAUGCCACACCCCUGGCUAGGAAGGUGGGCAGAGACCAGUCCAGCCUCUUUCAGGACAUAAAAGGGCUGCAAAAUGAUCUCCUUUCACCAGCCACAACAGACACCUGCUACCUGCCCCAUAACCCUCGAGCUCCACGUCACGCCUACCAUUAUGGGGGCACCAGUCACAGCCGUCAGGAGUACACAGACAUUCCACAGUCCUUCAGUGAGAGGUCACACUUCUCUCUGUCUCUGAAGACCCACUCAUCUUUUGGCCUCAUCCUCUACGUGUCCGACAAUGAGGAGGACAACUACAUGGCUCUCCUCCUGGCAAAUGGGAAACUGGUCUACACCUUCAAUGCAGGCCCUCACAAGAUCAAGGUCAAAAGCCCAGAGAGGCUCAAUGAUGGAAAAUGGCACAAUGUCAUUCUCAUACGUGACGGUGAUGUGGGUCGACUCAUAAUUAAUGGACUCAAGAUGGUAGUGGGGCAAGCUGCCAGCUCUAAUGGUUCCUGGCAAGUCAGUGGACCCCUCUACGUGGGAGGCGUGCCACCUGGCAGAGCACUAAAGAACAUUCAGAGGAAUUCAGCAUACAGCUUCACAGGCUGUGUGAAGAACCUCCAGUUAGAUGGCCAGUGGCUGUCUUCGGUGGAAAGCAGUUUUGGGGUCACUCCCUGCUUCGAGGGGCCCUCUGAGGCAGGGACCUACUUCUCAGCAGAGGGCGGAUAUGUGGUCUUGGAUGACGCUUUCAGCCUGGGGAUGAAAUUUGAGCUGGCACUAGAAGUGCGUCCCCGUGUGGCAUCUGGGGUGAUUCUUCACGUCUACACCAGCAACAAGGAUUACCUCAGCAUAUACAUCGAUAGUGGAGAGGUAGAAGUGCUGGUGAACAAUGGCAUACGUGAGUUCUCCACCCGAGUGUCUCCCAAACAUGGAGUCUGUGACGGUCGGUGGCACAAAAUAACAGUGAUACGGGAUGUCAACGUGGUGCAGCUGGAUGUGGACUCGGAGGUGAACCAUGUGGUGGGAGCUCUCAAUCCUCCAACUGUAGAAACCAGGACUCCGGUGUUUAUUGGUUGGGCACCAGCUUCUCUGCUCCCACAAGGCCUUGCGACCAACAGGCCGUACGUUGGCUGCAUGAGAAACCUAGAGGUCAACAAGACUCCAGUGAGCUUCAGGAAGGCCGCUCUGGUCAAUGGGGCCGUCAGCGUGAGCUCCUGCCCUGCGGCGUGACAUAGGACCAAACGUGCACAUCUUCAUGGCAACUAGCCACACUGUCUUCCCCACAUCUUCCCCGCACAUUUCUGCUGUCUAAAUAAAGAAAAAGCAUGAAACUGCAUUGUUGCUGUAUCUUAGUUUUAAUAAGUUUACUUACAUCUUGACUUCCUUUGAAUUACAUUACAUUGAAUAUCACUGUAAUGAUAAUAAAAAGGUUCAAAACAUUUUAAAUUUAGGGAAUAAUGUUCUACUGUAACACUCAGCCUGGUUGUGAACAAAAGGUGUAACUUAAAUACAUAGAAAUUAUAUGAUGUUUAAUACAUAACAAAUACCUGUUGUGCCCCAGUCUCUUCUGAAGGACAUCAUAGUAAAUCCGGACACAACUGGUUUUGUUUACAUUAUGUUGUUUACAUUUAAUAAGGGGGACUAUAUAUAUUUUCAUUUGAAGUGUCUGUUCUGUAUUUCAAAUGAAACUGUUUUAAAUACUGUGCUGAGACAUAAAAAGAAUCUCAUUUCACAGUUAGGAAUAAAGACACAGUAAGACAAUGCAUUCAUGUUUAAUGUGUGUUUCACCACUCCAGUAUAUAAUAUGCUACUAACUGUUCUGAUCAACUUUUACAAUGUAUUUUUUACAUAUUUUGAACAGAACGAAAUAAACACU